This is a messenger RNA of Megalobrama amblycephala (Wuchang bream), 4471 nucleotides long. RefSeq lists its product as uncharacterized. Bases 3294 to 4028 code for a protein of 244 amino acids. The transcript has 7 exons. NCBI's taxonomy places the organism in Eukaryota, Metazoa, Chordata, Actinopteri, Cypriniformes, Xenocyprididae. The record is from RefSeq and is a predicted model, not a curated record.
AUAAAAAAAUAAAAAUAAAAUAAAAAUUAAACGAUUAGAAAUAGCAUAUUUUAUCAAUAAUUGUAACAAAAUACUAAAAAUAGAUGCAAAUAAAAAAGCCAUCAACCUUUCGUUUUUCCUUCCCCUUGACCGUGACUCCUGGGGUGAUUACGACAGAUUAACAACAUAUUAGCAACAGUAUCAGUUAGCAGGUCAGUUUACAGCACCAUGUUAAACAUUCUGAUAUGUGCACGUUGGUAAUUCUUUAGGCUUUACGCUUUGGAUAUUAUUUUUGUCUAAAUGAAAUGUUGGUUAAUAUCUACCAAAGACAACGCGAGGAGAGCGGAGAAGCACCACCGUCAUGCCUUUGCAGUUCAUAUGAAGCACGCGCUAUUGUAUUUUCAUAGAUGCUGCGUUUGCAGUGCGCAACUGAUCCAUGGCUGUUUAUCACAAACAAUACAUUUACUUAGGUUAUUUUUAUUUCAAAUGCAAAAGUUGUUACUGAACAUGGCUUGUCAGCAUUGCGAUUCUCUUUAUAUAUACACUAUAUUUCAUAGAUGUCACGUUUAAACGCACUACAAAAACGUUUUAUUCAUUUCAUUACUAUAUAUGAAGCAAUACUUUAGAUUUAUAUAUUAUGUUUCUCACGGAAGUGGCAAAACAUUUAAACGUAAGCGUUAUGUUUUUAAAUAACAUUUUAAAUUAAAACUUAAAAUAGACAAAAACAGGCGACUCUUUUCACCUUCACGAAGAGACGAGUGCUAUCUGCCAGCUAUGCCAGGUAAGGUGCCAUUUUCCAUGCUUUACCCGAGACAAAAAGCCAUGUGUAAACUUUGUAACAGAGACUUUAAAUUAUAUGCAUCUAGGGUGACCACCUGGCUAUUAAUCUGUUGCAGGACAGUGGAUGUGAUUUUGCGGGACAAUGCGGGACACGUGAGACAGAUACAUUUAAAACUGCUAUGUAAAUAUUGAUUUACAUUUGUUGGCAAACUUGGCGUAUGCGCCAAUUAAUGUUUCUGCCGGUGGGUGCCCACACUAUAAUGUUGCGCUUAUGGCAACAUUAAAUCCUGGAGAGACGACAAUUCUAGAUUUAGGGCUGCACAUGCAGUAGGACAAAGUUUGAGCACGCAGAUCUGAGCGAGAGCGCGCGCGCAUCCAGUUUUGUGCAAAGGAAUCCGCAAUUGAUGCGCUCUCGUGAUACAAUAAUGCGUUCUCGACAUUUUUCAAUAUAUAAUAACGCCAUAGAACCCGCAUUAAAUGAACUAUAAACGUGAAAAGAAAGUCGUGUCUGAACGUCGCAGUUUUGUAUUGGUUAAAACAAAUGGAGAAUAUCUCGUUUUUCCGUAGACCAUUUCCAUGGGUGGCGCUUGAUCGCCGCCGUUCAUUGGAAAUAUUUGCCAUCAGAAUGGAUGAUUACAUGCUUUAAAUCAUCGAUUUAGGCAGCUUUGAGCAGCUCAUGAGGUUCCUAACUAGUGAGAUGAAAUCCUUGCUGGUGUAGUUGUGUUUACUGACUUUGAUGAGGCCCGCACUUAUCCCUUUGCGCUGUCCACUCAGUUGUCAUCAACGGGAAAACCUCUCUCUAUAUAGAUUUCGUUGGUUGGUUAUUUUCACAGCUAGAAAAUGACGGCUGCACAAAUAGAUUUUUAAAUGCCAGUCACAGUUUUUAUUAUAUUUCUUACUGUUGUAUUGUAGUUUCAGGGAUGAAAAAAUAGACAUAAAUGAAAUGCAGGACACUGCUUAAGUCUUACGAGACGCUGGACAAAGCUCUCAAUUUCGGGACUGUCCCGCAAAAUGCGUGACGGGUGGUGAGCAUAUGCAUCUAUGGUGAAAUUACUAGGUUUUUUUGCGUCAAUACAUGUUUAUUUUAAUGUGAACAGUGCGCCGUCGUUUUAAUUCAGCGCUGUGCAGCACAGCAAAAAUAGACUCGGCGCGUAAAUGAUCGCUGCACUGCUGCAGACGCACCGCUCCUGGAACGCACUGCCGCAGUUUAAUGCAGUGUGAAAUCCGUUAAUAUGGCCACAGAACAAUGCGCACUGCAGAGUAUGUGUGAAACAGGCGUUAGUGCGUGUGCACCAUCGCGCACAGCGUUUGUAUACUUUAACCACCUCCGAGGAUAGUGGGGUCGCGAGUCACUGGCAUCUUUAUUUUGGGGUCGUGGGCUGAAAAGUUUGGGAACCCCUGCCAUAGCCUACUAUCCGGACAGGAUUUGAUUUGUCUUGUCACCUGUUAAAUCUCUCCUGCAUAAAUGAAACGCGUUAACGGUGUGAAUGCACCGUAGUGUGUUUUGUUUUACUAGUAAAAAUUAAAUUAGAGAGCUCUCUUACUGUAAUUAUUACUAGUAACAACUGAAUUGAAUUAAAGAGCUCUCUAAUUGGAAUUCUUACUAGCAAAAAUUCAAUUGUAGAGCUCAGUAAUUAAAAAUGAAUGGAAGUCAAUGGAGACAUAUGACUAAACCAAUUUGUUUUUGUUGUUUUGAUCAUUUGUUGAUCUCUCCAACUGGAAUUGUUACUAUUAAAAAUUGAAUUAGAGAGCUCUGUAAUUGUAAUUCUUAGUAAUAAUUGAAUUAGAGAGCUCAGCUGUGUUUUUUUCACUGCUUGAGAAAAUGGAUGUGGUGUGAGAGCAGCGUCUAUUUUGUGAGUGUCAGUCAUGUUGAAUGCAUGAGAGUUGACAGCCCUGUUUCCUGCUAUUGUAAAAAAUUAAAUAAAAAAUAAUCUGUUUACUUGCAAAUGAAUGCAACACUGUGUUCCCAUAAGAAGUAGCCGAUUUUCCUGAUCAGUUAAUUCUGCUGUAGAGUCCAAAUCUGCAUGAUUUGACAGACUCAUCUCCAAGAUACCAUGAAGGACAGAUUUUAGAAAAUACUCAAACCAGCAAAGUGCAGUUCCCAUAAUAUGCCCAAAGUGAAGAAUCAGAAUUCGGUACCGCAGAAUGAGGACACCAGCCACAUGUUAGAACUUGACUGAAACUCAGCAGUCAGUGGGUGAAGAGAGAGAGAGAGCAGUGUUGUUCUCUGAAGAAAUGUGGAUAAAAAUAAACAGGAAGGAGUGCAGAUAGUAAUCCACUGCCUGAUACUGAUACAGCUGGAAAGUUCAGGUAGAGCAGGAACACCAAAAAUCAAGAGUUCAGUGACCUGCAGAAUUUAAUUGCUGUCCGUGUGAGCGGAGUAAAGACUGAUGUUUGCUUUCCCUUCUGCUUUAUUUGACAUUUUGCAGAUUGUGUAACACUCAAACAAUGCUUUUUCUUAUGAUCAUCAAGUUAUAUUUACAACCCACUGCUUCCUCCUUUUGUAUAGUCAGAGACUUAAACUGCACUGCUGCAUGCAAAUCCAAGUAGGCUAUACCAUCAUCAAGGGAUGUGGAGAAAUGUGGUCUGACUUUGGACAGGAAAGGAAGUGCAGAAGAGAAAAGAAAACCAGCAGCACAGAGAAAUAUACGUUUGAGAGUGUGAUGGAGCUGCAGCAGCAAUUUUCUGUGUGCCUAAAUGAAUAUGAAGAGGGUGAGGGAAACACAGAAAACAGGGAGACGCAGAAAAAUGAUGCUGUUAAAACAGAAGACAUUUAUCAAACUCUUCAGUACACACCGGCAGAACAAAGAACUGUUAACGGUACAAGACUGUUCUCAGAGCGUUAUGAAAGGAAGUAUGUGUUUUUACUGUUUGCUGUGAACAUUCUUAUCUCAACCAUCAUCCUUAUCAUUGUGGGCCUAAAUUACUCUCACAACAAAGAAACACAACUAAUAAAAGGACAAAAAGAAGUGUGGCUUCUCUAUGACAACGUGUUUUAUUUGUUCUGGAGUGACGACAGUAACUGCAACGCUGCCGAGAGCUUCUGCUCUAAGAGGAAUGCCAGCCUUGCCGUGUUAUCUAGUCAUAACAAAGUCUGGUUGAUGUCUAGAACCAAUGGAAAGCAGUUUCUGGUCUUAAAAGCCUUAUCAGACGGAUCUGGAGAUGGUGAUUCUUCAUUUGAGGGUGACGAUAAUAAGUGUGGCAUCAUGACCUCUGAUGUUGAUACGGAUCAUGGAGAAGGAUUUGUUUGUGAGAAACCCAGAUUUUGAAGACAGCGGACUUUACUGAUGAUCCUUAUCUUCUCAAGCAGCACUUGCCCUUGUAACUCCAGCAGUUUGCAGUGAUCCAGAUAACCCUGUGUGCUUUCGUUGACCAAGAAUUUUGAAUUUAAGCUUUUUAAAUUUAAUGUAGGCUAUGCUUGGGACAGUUCCACAGGUCAAAGUUCAGCUUCCAGAGAACAAAUAUGCAUAGGCUAUAUUGUACUUGAUCUAUCUUGUUUUUUGUUUGUUUGAAUAAUUGUAUUGUCUGUCAGAGAUUGUCUCCCUUCAAAUCUUUCACUGAUUUUUUUUUUUUUUUUUGAAAAGCAAUCUUUUUUUUUUCUUCUUUUUUUCUUGCUUUCAAAACACUUGAUGAAUUAAUUUAUAGGUAAAUGGAAUCAGGCAGAUCUUUGGCUAUGGCUAAAGUUAUUCAAUAAAUUCUUAUGAUCACUUGG